This is a messenger RNA of Amphimedon queenslandica, 1219 nucleotides long. Its product is annotated as solute carrier family 35 member C2-like. Lineage: Eukaryota; Metazoa; Porifera; Demospongiae; Haplosclerida; Niphatidae. Bases 5 to 1111 code for a protein of 368 amino acids. The transcript is spliced from 10 exons. The record is from RefSeq and is a predicted model, not a curated record.
CAAAAUGGAAACAAUAUGGCGGCUAUCAAAGACUGUUUUGUUGAUUUUGCAGUACUAUUUCUUCUCCAUAUCUCUGACUUUCUACAACAAGAAGCUAUUAACGAAUUAUCCAUUCCCAAUCAGCAUGACCAUCAUACACCUCAUCAUCAAGUUUCUAUUGGCUUGGACCAUUAGAGGAACUCUUUAUUGUGCCAGAAAGUCGCCUCAGGCUACAUUUGGAUGGAAGAACUAUCUUAAGUCAAUAUGUCCCGUAGCUAUCUUCACAUCUCUUGACAUUGGUCUCUCAAACUGGAGUCUCCUCUAUAUUACAAUAUCAUUGUAUACCAUGUCCAAGUCAACGGCACUUGUAUUUAUUUUGUUUUUUGGUAUUGUAAUAGGGAUUGAGCAACCAAGACUAAUUCAAAUUUUUGUUGUUUUAUUAAUUUUUGCUGGUCUAGUAAUGUUUACUUAUGAAUCCACUGCAUUUGAAUGGGAAGGAUUUAUAUUGGUGAUUUUAGCAUCAAUAGUUACUGGUUUAAGAUGGUCUACUGCUCAACUUGCAUUACAGAAAGAAGAGUAUGGACUGUCUAAUCCGGUUAAUAUGAUUUACAAUUUACAACCUGUAAUGAUCCUUACACUGAUACCCCUUGCUUUCUUUAUAGAUGGUAUCCAUUUUGCCAUUUCAAGGAAGCUUUUACUUGCUCCUAGUCCGUCUGUCCUCCUCACCACACUGAUAUUGAUAUUAAUGGCAGGAGUAUUAGCAUUUCUAUUAGCAAUGUCAGAAUAUUUAUUAGUCUAUCACACCUCAAGUCUUACUUUCUCUGUAUCUGGUGUCAUCAAGGAAAUCAUUAUAUUGACUAUUAGUACAGUCUUUGUUGAGGAAGGGUCCUUAAGCUUGCUGAAGGUCUCGGGGAUGGUUUUAUGUGUGAUGGGUGUUGCUACUCAUUCCGUUUUAAAAGCUAUUAGAUUACAAGAUGAGGCGGUUAGGAGACAGCAAGAGCUCCAACUCUCUCGUGAAAGGGAAGACAACAUCAAACUCGUUCGGUCGAACGAGAGACGAAGAUCGCAGUGUGACGAGUCCAGCAGUGACUCAGAAGACAGCGUUGAGAUUUAUAGAACUACAAGACUUUAACAUAUCAAUAAUGCGACAUUCAAUCAAUCUACAAAGAAAAUAAAUAAUAAUUUAUUUUUUUGUAUCUGUUAAUUUUUUUGCAUCAUUUUCACCGGUUAUACUGUUAAA